AUGGCGUCUCUGUCCAACCAACCAUCUAAGAAGGGCAUGCAAUCAACCGUGAAAUUUGCCAGGCGCACUUCCAGCGGCCGAUACGUGAGCCUCUCGCGAGAUGACCUAGACGAGUCAGGCGAACUCUCCGGCGAUUACUCCAACUACACCGUCCACAUUCCGGCGACGCCAGACAACCAGCCGAUGGAAACCUCCGUCGCUGCCAAGGCCGAAGAACAGUACGUUUCCAAUUCGUUGUUCACCGGAGGGUUCAAUAGCGUCACGCGUGCCCACCUCAUGGACAAGGUGAUCGAGUCGGAGGUGACUCACCCGCAAAUGGCUGGCGCCAAGGGCUCUGCUUGUGCCAUGCCGGCGUGCGACGGAAAGGCCAUGAGAGACGAGAGAGGCGCUGACAUUAUCCCUUGCGAUUGUCGGUUCAAGAUUUGCCGGGAUUGCUUUCUGGAUGCCCAGAAGGAAACGGGGCUUUGUCCGGGGUGCAAGGAACCCUACAAAUCUGCGGAUUACGACGACGGCGAUGACUUUCAUGAGGUUAAUUCUAGUGGAGCACUUUCGUUGCCGGGGCCGGGUGGUUCGAAAGGAGACCGUCAGAACAUGUCGGUGAUGAAGAGGGGCCAGGGUGGAGAGUUCGACCACAACAAGUGGUUGUUCGAGACCCAAGGAACCUACGGCUAUGGCAAUGCUUAUUGGCCUCAAGAUGACGACGGAGAUGGAAUACACGGCGGUGGAAUGGUGGAAUCAAACGAUAAGCCAUGGAAGCCGCUUAGCAGAGUAUUACCCGUCCCGCAUUCCAUUCUUAGCCCUUACAGGUUGUUGAUUGCGGUACGGCUGGUGGUUUUGGCUUUCUUCUUGACGUGGAGAGUGAAACAUCCAAACGAGGAUGCUAUCUGGCUAUGGUUGAUGUCAAUCGUUUGUGAAAUUUGGUUUGGUUUUUCAUGGAUUCUAGACCAGAUUCCUAAGCUUUGCCCCGUCAAUCGUAGCACAGACCUGCAGGUGCUCCGUGAGAAAUUCGAUAUGCCGUCACCGUCCAAUCCCACCGGCCGCUCCGACCUUCCCGGAGUUGACAUGUUCGUCUCCACCGCCGAUCCCGAGAAAGAGCCCCCUUUGGUUACGGCUAACACCAUCUUAUCCAUCUUGGCCGCUGAUUACCCCGUGGAGAAGCUCGCUUGCUAUAUUUCUGAUGACGGAGGUGCUCUCCUUACCUUCGAGGCCAUGGCGGAGGCCGCCAGCUUUGCCGAUCUCUGGGUCCCAUUCUGUCGGAAGCACGACAUUGAGCCCAGGAACCCAGAGAGCUAUUUCACCACUAAGGGGGAUCCGACCAAGAACAAGUCGCGGUCGGAUUUUGUCAAGGAUCGGAGAAGGGUAAAGAGGGAGUACGACGAGUUUAAGGUUAGGAUAAAUGGGUUGCCGGAUUCUAUCAGGCGGCGGUCGGACGCCUUCAAUGCCAGGGAGGAGAUGAAGAUGUUGAAGCAGAAGAAGGAGAGUGGAGGCGACCCUUUGGAACCCAUCAAGGUCCAAAAGGCAACUUGGAUGGCCGACGGCACCCACUGGCCGGGAACCUGGGCCGUCCCGGCUAGGGACCACUCCAAAGGUGACCAUGCUGGAAUUCUGCAGGUGAUGUUGAAGCCGCCCAGCUGUGAUCCGCUCAUGGGCACCACCACCGACGACAGGAUCCUCGACUUCACCGACGUCGACAUUCGGCUGCCCAUGUUUGUGUACAUGUCUCGAGAGAAGCGACCGGGCUACGAUCACAAUAAGAAAGCCGGCGCCAUGAACGCACUAGUCCGGUGCUCUGCCGUCUUGUCCAAUGGGCCUUUCAUGCUCAACCUGGACUGCGAUCACUACAUCUACAACUGCGAAGCAGUUCGGGAAGGGAUGUGCUUCAUGAUGGACCGAGGCGGCGAAGAUAUCUGCUACAUUCAGUUCCCGCAGAGAUUCGAAGGGAUUGAUCCUUCUGAUCGCUAUGCUAAUCACAACACCGUGUUCUUCGAUGGAAACAUGAGAGCUCUCGAUGGUGUCCAGGGGCCGGUUUAUGUAGGAACUGGGACCAUGUUCAGGCGCUUUGCUCUCUACGGAUUCGAUCCUCCGCAGCCCGACAAGCUCGGCCACCGCCCGGAUUCGGAGACCCAGAACUUGACGGCCAGCGAUUUCGAUCCCGAACUAGACGUCUCUCUCCUCCCCAAGCGAUUCGGCAACUCCACAAUGCUAUCCGAGUCCAUUGCCGUGGCUGAGUUCCAAGGCCGACCACUGGCCGACCACCCCGCCGUCAAGUUCGGCCGCCCUCCCGGGGCUCUGAGGGAGCCACGCGAGCCACUUGACGCUGCAACGGUGGCCGAAGCUGUAUCGGUGAUCUCUUGCUGGUACGAGGACAAGACGGAGUGGGGUGAUCGAGUCGGCUGGAUCUACGGAUCGGUAACCGAAGAUGUGGUCACCGGCUACAGGAUGCACAACCGUGGGUGGCGAUCAGUUUACUGCAUCACCAAGCGGGACGCCUUCCGGGGCUCUGCUCCGAUCAACCUCACCGACCGGCUGCACCAGGUUCUCCGGUGGGCCACUGGGUCCGUUGAAAUUUUCUUUUCCCGGAACAACGCCUUUCUGGCCUCCAAGAAACUGAAGGUUCUACAGCGGCUGGCUUAUCUCAACGUCGGCAUCUACCCCUUCACCUCCAUUUUCCUUGUGGUCUACUGUUUUCUCCCGGCACUCUCCCUCAUCUCCGGCCAAUUCAUCGUCCAAAGCCUCGACGUCCAGUUCCUCAUCUACCUCCUAGUCAUCACCUUGUGCCUCAUCGGCCUCGCCAUUCUAGAGGUCAAGUGGUCCGGUGUUGGGCUGGAGCAAUGGUGGAGAAACGAGCAGUUCUGGCUGAUAUCAGGAACCAGCGCCCACUUGGCAGCUGUUGUUCAAGGACUUCUGAAGGUGAUGGCCGGAAUCGAGAUCUCCUUCACCCUGACCUCAAAAUCCGCCGGAGACGACAACGAUGACAUAUUCGCGGAGCUGUACCUGGUGAAGUGGACGUCCCUGAUGAUUCCCCCGAUAGUGAUAGCGAUGAUGAACAUAAUCGCGAUGGUAGUGGCCUUCUCCAGGACGGUGUACAGCACGGUGCCGCAGUGGAAUAAGUUCAUCGGAGGCGCGUUCUUCAGCUUCUGGGUUCUGGCUCAUCUGUACCCAUUCGCCAAGGGUUUGAUGGGUCGAAGGGGGAAGACGCCGACCAUCGUCUUCGUGUGGGCCGGUCUCAUCGCCAUUACGCUUUCCCUCCUCUGGAUCGCCGUCAACCCACCAAAGCCGUCCACUGACGCCGCCACGGGAGCCUCUAGUUUUACAUUCCCAUGAACAUUAGGAUUAAUUAUAAUUAAUUUCUUCAUCGGAGUUGCUG
Molecule: messenger RNA, 3367 nt
Organism: Diospyros lotus (date-plum)
Lineage: Eukaryota; Viridiplantae; Streptophyta; Magnoliopsida; Ericales; Ebenaceae
Product: cellulose synthase-like protein D4
Exons: 3
Coding region: 1-3324 (1107 amino acids)
Biological process (GO): cellulose biosynthetic process; plant-type primary cell wall biogenesis
Cellular component (GO): plasma membrane; trans-Golgi network
Molecular function (GO): cellulose synthase (UDP-forming) activity; mannan synthase activity
Source: RefSeq, a predicted model, not a curated record